CCAGUGCGCGACGUCUUUCUGUCAUGUGUGCUUUUUUUUCUUUACGCAUCGCGUAAAAAAAGUUGUGCCAACUCGAAGUUGAGGUCUCCUGUUGGAAAUCUCCCCUCCUCAAAGAAAACUCUUUUUUCUUUUUUCACUCCGGGCAGGGAUCGCUUCCACGGAGCCGUGCGUGGAGAGCCAUCCGUUGCAGUCGCGUUAUCGAUCUGUCAUAUUCUCUAAUAAUUCUCUUCUCUCGCGCGUUCAGGCACAAAUAAUAAAGCGUUAAAACAUCGGCGCGAGUCCCCGAGGAGCGGCUUUGCGUGUGUGCGCGGGGAUUGGCAGCACAACGAGGCUUAUUUACAUUAAAUACGCCACAAGGUUACAGCGCAGAUAGAUGAGCGUCAUUUUUAGCACUCGUUACUCGUGUUAAGCGGCGCUCAGGACGCAGAGCAGGAAACACUCGUUUAUCCCGGACUUUCUGCGGCGAGGAGCGGAGGAGAGGACCGCGCGGCUCACCCAAGGCUCUUGUCGUCCCACCUUCUGUGAAGCUGUCGGCGCUCUUCCUGACACCCGGCGCUCGCUGGAGAGGCGGCAGUCACGCAGGGCUCCCUGAUCAGCGGCGAAUAGAAUCGGAGCUGAAGCCGGCUUACGGCGCUGAGCACACCGUCACCAUCACGCUGUCUAAGAAAGCGCCCCCACCCACCUGCUGAGGUGGCCAUCGCAGUGAGCAGUAGUCAGUGAGGAGUGGCAGCCAGAGGCCUCUUCAUCCUAACAGACAGGUUGCACACCAGUAUGCAGGUGGUGUAUUAAGGAUGGAGGACUCUAGUUUAUGUCUUGGUGUAUCGUCAGUGGUGCCUGACGCCGAAGCCCACCUGAGCAAUGCUGUUCUAAACGGCCGUUACCCAAUCAGUCAAAAGCUCCACCAGCUCACUGCCCAGUUAGGACACGCCUUUCCCGACCUGCACCGCCCACAGCAGAUUCCCGAAGAGAAGGCGGCCACGCCGUUGGAUGAGAAGACACACCACGCAGCCCUGGCCAGUCAACCAAUCAGCAGCCAGAUGGCUCUACUAGCCAAUCAGCUCAAUCGAGACAUAGACGCGGGGGCACUGAGUGGGUUAAACGGGCGUGUCGACCUGCAGCAGUUUCUCAACGGGCAGAACUUGGGCAUCAUGUCCCAGAUGAAUGAUAUCGAAGACGAUGCUCGCAAGAACAGGAAGUACCCGUGCCCGCUGUGUGGCAAGCGCUUCCGUUUCAACAGCAUCCUGUCUCUGCACAUGCGCACACACACGGGAGAGAAGCCAUUCAAGUGCCCCUACUGUGACCACAGAGCGGCCCAAAAGGGCAACCUGAAGAUCCAUCUCCGCACCCACAAACUGGGGAACCUGGGAAAAGGCCGUGGCCGAGUUCGAGAAGAGAACCGGCUGCUGCACGAGCUCGAGGAGAGGGCCAUCCUGAGAGACAAGCAGAUGAGAGGGAGCGGCAGUCUCCUCCAGGCCGCUCAGACGCCACAUCUGGGCCCCAACAGCAGCUCAAACACCCACCAGCAGCAGUUAGGGCCAACCUGCGCCCCCACCCAUUCCUCCGGGCUCGCCACUCCAGACACAGUUUCUCAGCCGUCUUCCUCACCCAAGCCGGCCGGCGCUCAGGACGACCAGUCUCUGAACCCUACUGUGGGCUUCCGCUGUACCUUCUGCAAAGGGAAGUUCAAGAAGCGCGAGGAGCUGGACCGUCACAUCCGCAUUCUCCACAAGCCCUACAAAUGCACUCUGUGCGAGUUCGCCGCCUCCCACGAGGAAGAGCUGAUAAGCCACGUGGAGAAGGCCCACAUCACAGCCGAGACCACGCAGGGCCAGGGUUCUGGUGGCUCCGGGGGCAUGCAGAUGGCCACCGAGUUUCGCUGCGAGGUCUGCGGCCAGGUGUUCAGCCAAGCCUGGUUCCUCAAGGGCCACAUGAGAAAGCACAAGGAGUCCUUUGAACACUGCUGCCAAAUCUGUGGCCGUCGCUUUAAGGAACCCUGGUUCCUCAAGAACCACAUGAAGGUGCAUCUGAACAAGCUGGCCAUCAAGAGCAAGCCACCCCAGCCCAGUGAGCAGGACAUGGCCGCCGUCAACAGCAUGAGCAAUCUGGCUCAGGAAGCCCAUGCCAACCUUUAUUCCCGCUACAUUUCCUGUCUCCAGGGAGGCUUCCUUUCACCAGACAAGCAGGGCCUCAGCGAGCAGCACCAGAUGUUGGCUAAAGCGGGGAUAGCCAUGAAGGAAAAGGAGAUGUUAGGAAAGCUGCUUGGACCCAUGGCAGGUGCAAUAGGCCACGGGCUAGGUGAAAACGAGAAGCGCUCCCUCCUCGGCUGUCUCAACCUCGUUCCACCGCUCAAGUCGAGCUGCAUGGAGCGCCUCCAGGCGGCUGCAAAGGUGGCAGAGAUGGACUCGAUCAAUAGCUACCAAGCCUGGCAGAUAAUGGCUCGAGGAAUGGCUAUGGACAGGGCUUUCAUGCCCAAGGAUCAGCAGCAGCAGCACCAUAUAACCCCGGGGCAGGAAGACGAGAUGGCUGGUGCGGGCUCCUUGGCUUCCUUCUCAAAGGAGAAACAAGACUACUCCUUGAUUGCUUCCGGCGAUAGCUCCAAGCAGAAGCAGCUCUCCGAGGCCCUGCAGGGAUCCAAGGCUUCCAGUGGAGCAGUGAUGUCCAUGAAGGAGGAUGGAAGAGGCUUUGACGGUCACCGUGACCUCAUGUCCCACCACGGUAGUGCUGAGGCUCCUGGAGCCCUGGCUGGCUUGGGAAGCCCAAACAUUGACUACAGCCUCUCCGGCCUGUCCGGCCUGAAGGAGAAGCCUUCCGAGUGCCCAGACUGCGGACGUGUCUUCAGAACCUACCAUCAAAUGGUCGUCCACUCGCGAAUCCACGGUAAAGACAGGCGAGGCAUUGACGAGGCACUUCAGCAAGGACUGGAUGAACGCCGUGGAUCGGCCAGUGACCCCGAGUCCCAGUCCAUCAGCCGCUCCACCACUCCCGGUUCAUCCAAUGUGACAGAGGAGAGUGGCGUUGGCGGGGGACAUUCCCAGACGGGAAGCAUCCAGGACGACAGCCCCCAUCCCUCCUCACCAUCUUCAGAUGUUGGCGAGGACUUGGUGAAGACAGCGGGGAGCAUCCAGCCGCCUCUGCCCCAGCAUCGAGAGCGCUCCCUGGCCUCGUCCUCCAAGGACUGCCCUUACUGCGGCAAGUCCUUCCGCACCUCCCAUCACCUGAAGGUCCACCUGCGGAUACACACAGGAGAGAAACCCUACCGCUGCCCUCAUUGCGACUACGCCGGCACCCAGUCUGCCAGUCUCAAGUACCACCUGGAGCGCCACCACCGCGAACGGCAGAACGGCUCCACCACGUCGGGCUCCUCCUCUGGCCACACCCCUUCUUCUGACCACAAAGAGGAUCAUGGGAAGACGGGCGGAGGCAUCUUUGCCCGACCGGACGUCCUCCGUAGUGUUUUCAAGAGCAUGCCCCCCAACCUGGACUUCAGGGCAGGGCCGCUACUGCCGCAUCAGUGGGCGUCGGCUCCCAUCGUGUCCUCUCACAACCGGGAUCGUGACUGUGGGGACCGCCGCUUUGACUCCGCCUCUUCAGCUGAGAACACGAAGACUGCCGAUGGACCUUCCACCAUAGUCUCUGCGGACGGCGCCGCCAGCUUCUCUGACCUAAGCCGGGCUUACCAAAGCAUGAUGGGAAACGGAGUCCACUUUCAGGGUUCUCUCCAGGCUUUCAUGGACAACUUUGUCCUCGGCUCCAUGAAGAAGGAUGUGAAGGACAGCCAGAGUCCAGCCCAGCUCCAGGCCCAGCGCUACCAUGACAACGGCGAGCCCAAAGCCAAGAGGGCCGUCUCCGGGGAGCAGGACAGAGAGGAGAAGACUGAACCCAAACAAAACUCGGAGCCGGGCAAACCCGGGUCCCAGUACGAGCCGCUCGAUCUGUCCGUGUCGGUCCGACCCGAGUCUGCAUCCGGGUCACUCCCCGGCACCUCCGUCACCAUUCACGAUAACGUGGCGUGGCACGGGUGCCUCUUCUGCUCCUUCUCCACCUCCUCAUUGGAGCUCAUGGCUCUGCACCUCCAGGCCAACCACCUGGGCAAAGCCCCUCUGCAGCACGCCGACGCAGGCAAGGACGCUCACCGAGAGGGUUCUCCGACCACCUCCGCCCUUCACUCCUCCAACACCAAGGCCUCGGGCGUGGCCCCGGAGAGAGAUGGAGACAGAGAUGGAGAAAAAGGCCCGGGAGGCUGGAAUAACCACAUGGAGCAGCCGUAUAACCCGUUCCAGAGUGAAUUCUACAGAAGGUUUGGUGGCUUGUACGAUGGAUCCCCAAGAGUCAGUCAGGGCCUUCAGGGGUAUCUCGCCCAAGCAGACCACGGCCUGGACCUGCCCAGCCAGGUCUUCGGAGGGGCCUCUUCAGCCGGCCCCGACCAGGUGGGCGACAGGGGCUCCUGUGGAGAUGCUGAAGAUGACCAAGUCGGAUCUGAAGACGAGGCUGGAAAAACCGGCGUGCGCAGCACCAACGAGACCCCGUCGACCACACCCAAGAGACGGCAGCAAAACCACUCUGACGAAGACGAGGAGGAGGGAGGAGUGGCUGAAGAAGAGGAGGAAAGAGACGAGGAUGGGCAGAUGGACGUGGACAGAGAGGAAGAAGGAAGUCCCAAACAGCUCCAAGAUGACUCCUCUCUGCCCCCGAGGAGCGGAGCGGCCAUGGCGACGCCGUCCUCCGCCAUGACUCCACUUUCUCUGGUUCCUCCGCCCCAGAACCAGACUCUGCCGCUGGAGAAGCAGUGGCAGCAGGGCUUGGGCCUCCUAACCCCCGGAGGUCCUCCAGGACUGUUGAAGGCGGAGCAGCAGACCCACCUGGAGCAGCAGAUGAACAUGCUGUCUGUCCUGAGAGCCUACAGCAACGACAGCCUCCCUGCGUUCAACGGCCUGGGCGGCGGAGCGGGCGGGGCGCCCCCGGGGGGCAUGAAGAGGUCGGACGCACCUGUGCAUCUGUGGGUAGGAGAGGAGGACCAGCCCAUGACCCAUGACCCCACGCUGACCCUCGACCCCAACCAUCUUAACAGCGACCUUAACAACCACCCUAACAACCAUAAUGUAGGCGACGCCCACGCUGUAAACAAAGAGUAACGGCCGCGGCGGAGCGAGCGGACGCUGAGGAUGGAGGCGGUGAUGAGGAGGAUGAAGGUUAACGAAGGACACACUAUAUCAGAGACUUUAUUUAAGAUGAGAAAACACAAACUACCGUCAGAGCGGCGCCACGUGGACCUAAUGACUCUCACAGCCUCCCGGACACUAACGCAGUGGACUUCCUGUUUGUCUCUGGCGCUCUGAGCGCCCUCCCCACCCCCCGACCCCGUCUUCUCUUCUUCUUCUCCUUGUUUUCUUUGGAUGAAACUACCUGUUAGCACUUCCUGUAAGUGUCCCUGAAACAUUCCUCAGCUUAGAGACGCUGUGUCCUUUUUUAAGGUGUAAACUUUAAAUCUGCACAUUCCCGCCAUGCAGAGGAGUGGCUGCCCGCAGGCCACGCCUCCCGGCGACGGUGGCGCAAGGAUGAUGCGCGCGUACAGGUUCAGCCCCUCCUUCCGCCUCCGUCUGUUUUUCUGUACCGUACUGUUGUCGCCGCUGCCGUCGCCGCCGCCGUCGUCUCGAGAGAGCGACGGCAAGAGGCAACCGUUUGAGAAGCGGGCGGCGUUUUCAAGCGCCGCGUCCUGUGGAGCUGCGGCCGUGUGUAAAAUACUGCCACCAUCUUUGUUGCACAGUGUUACCGACUACUGAAGACGACGCUUCGAUGUAUUUACUUUACGAGGAAAAAAAGAAAAACUGGAAAAUGCUUAUUGUGUAUAGCCUUAGAAACACGUCCCCGUUACUGCUUCAAAGCUCCGUAGCUGUGCUCGACCGUAGGCGUAGGGUUGAUUUUCUUUGGAUCUUCAUAUGUACUGUACAUGAAUAAUGCCUUGUCCAUUUACCGAUGAGAAAAAAAGAGGAAAAAGAUGACAAUCGUCUCCUGUGCUGCAGACAUAUUUGCCCCGCCCCCUCCCCGUAUAUACAGAAUCAUUAUGCAUAGAGGGACUCGUCCUUUCUUCUUUCUUUGAUUCGUUUCGAUCUCCCGAGUAUUUUGCACUGUGACAGUAUUAUAAAUCCAACCUAUACAGUACAAACUAGCUAACUAACUAAAUGAAGGUGUGUGUUUGUGUGUCCCUUGGCAUUGUGAAAUGUUUCUACGUCAUUUUUUGUGAACCCAGAGAAAAGUCUAAAGCGGUAUGUACAGUCCAACUAUAAGACUUCUUUUUUAGUUACUGUUCGUGGCUUCUUUUGUAUGCUGACCCCUGACCCCUCCCGACCCUCAGCGUAGGCCUGCUGCUGCUUGAGCCCGGCUGAUCGUUCUCUGCAGUAUAUCCUCCCGUUUUUGUUUCUUUGAUUUAUGUAGAUGGCAGUAAUCUUUGAAAACAGAGGAAAUCAAACUAGUGAGAGUGAGACGCAAGGAGGAAAUGCUCGAGGCGCUUCGGAAGCGACCUCCGACCUUGCUCUCUGUUUUCCAGCCGUGUAAAGAUUCAUCUCUGAACCAGCUCCGAUGAUCAUUCCACCCCACGUAUGAUGUACAAACCUGUCUUGUGAGCUCCACACUUUUCUGUUUGCUGUAUCCUCAUGGCAGAUGCUUCGUUUUGUAACUACUGAACUGUACUUAUAA
This is a messenger RNA of Neolamprologus brichardi, 6693 nucleotides long. RefSeq names its product zinc finger protein 536 (gene znf536). The record is from RefSeq and is a predicted model, not a curated record. Gene Ontology annotation, biological process: regulation of DNA-templated transcription. Gene Ontology annotation, molecular function: DNA-binding transcription factor activity, RNA polymerase II-specific; RNA polymerase II cis-regulatory region sequence-specific DNA binding. NCBI's taxonomy places the organism in Eukaryota, Metazoa, Chordata, Actinopteri, Cichliformes, Cichlidae. Gene Ontology annotation, cellular component: nucleus.